UAUCCCCUGUGUGUUGACAUUCCUGAACAGCUGAUCCAAGAACACGUGUAGGAUGACGACUGACAUGUCACUCUCUUGGGAUUAUUAGGGUUUUAAUUACCAUUUUCCUGGAUGCUUUUGGCUGUAAAGAAUGACUGAUGAGACCCUUGAGGCGAAUGUGUUUUAUAAACACAUCAAGGAACACCAUGGGGAAGAACUGGCCACCUGGUGCGAACCAAGCUGGGUAGUGUGCAUACCACAGCAAAGUGCUCUAGAUGAUAUGACUCUUACUCUGCCUCUUAUAGAGGCACAUGCUUUGAAGCAACAUGGGACAUCAGGGAGUCAGUAUGUAAGUGCUCUGUAUGGAGACAGCCUCAUCUAUGAAAUCACAGGGGAAGAGCCAAGGGUCAUCAUCUCCAAUGAAGAAGAAGGGCCAGAUGUUGUUGUCUCCAAGGCAACAGUUCUCACUGAAUAUCUGGUGACCUUUAGGGACAAAAUUAUCCACCUACUGUUACUGGACAAGCUCCUCAGUACAGCACAGGAUGAAGACAACAAUGUUUGUGACCAGCUCAUCACAACAGCAAUAACUUCAUUUGCUCAAGCGGAAAAGUUCUUGCGUAAGUUCCGCUGCCACCGGCCCAUGCUGUGGGAGGUGGACCAGAAGGUGAAGGAGGCAGCAGACUCACUUCACCCUUCCAGUAAUGUGGACCACAUGCAGAACAUCCUGCAGGACACCCUCAUCCACUGUUGGGAGUUGCUGCUGAAACGACACUCAGCCACCAUGCAGAUUGACGCUAAGUUUCAGGACCUGCUCUUCAGGGCACUCGACUACUACGUUGUGGGGAGGCUCCAUGAAAUGCUUUGGUGGCUGGUGUGUGAACGAUGCCAGGUGGUUGACCAGCUGGUGAAGACACGGUUGUCACACCUCCGCCAUGCUCAUCUCUCAGCUCUCCAGCUGGGGGUCCCGGCACACUACUACACUCCUCUGCCAGCUGCCGUUGUUGAGUUAGCUUCCCUGGCAAGUGUGGAGAGUGCCAUAGGUAGAUUACAAUGUGUCCACUCCACCAUCGAGCUCAUCCAAGCACAGGCCAAGGAGGCUCGGGUCACCCUGCACCAGUAUAAGGAUCAAGAGGGAGAACCAGAGCUGGAGUUAACCAAGGAAGAGUUGAUGGCUCUACUGACCACUGUGGUAGUCCAGGCACAGUGCUCACACCUGGUAGCUAACAUCUAUUACAUGACCCACUAUGUUUUCUCAGUCACUGAAGAUGACCCUCUCUGGAAAGGGUAUAAUGAAAGCCUAGACUACUUCGCACACCCUAGAAACAUCAUGAAGUUGGAUGUAGCCCGACUUCCCCAGCCAGCAAAAUCCAUACGAAAGGAACUCUCUCUCCAGGACCUUAUGCAGGUGAGCGCAGAAGUGGAGUCGCGGUUUGAGGCAAAGGGCCCCAGCCGCAGCAUUGGGGAUAUCACAGCGCUGGACCUACAGCUGCACCAGCUUACACAGCAGAUACAGCUGUCAACUCAAGCCCACUCUGAAACUCACUUGACUGAGAGGAACUCGCCCAGCCGCAGGUCUGACCGCACCAUGCUCUCACCCACACAGGACAACAGCAAGUCACACAGUUUCAGACAUUGUGACAAGACCUUGUCUAGUCUUACAAUACUGAAGCAUACGGAUGAAAGUGUGGAAUAG
Messenger RNA from Penaeus monodon (black tiger shrimp), 1672 nucleotides. RefSeq lists its product as uncharacterized. Gene Ontology annotation, biological process: early endosome to late endosome transport. The transcript has 14 exons. Gene Ontology annotation, molecular function: SNARE binding; guanyl-nucleotide exchange factor activity. The coding region runs from base 131 to 1672 and encodes 513 amino acids. Lineage: Eukaryota; Metazoa; Arthropoda; Malacostraca; Decapoda; Penaeidae. Gene Ontology annotation, cellular component: early endosome; plasma membrane; late endosome. The record is from RefSeq and is a predicted model, not a curated record.